This is a messenger RNA of Pyrus x bretschneideri (Chinese white pear), 1141 nucleotides long. RefSeq lists its product as uncharacterized. NCBI's taxonomy places the organism in Eukaryota, Viridiplantae, Streptophyta, Magnoliopsida, Rosales, Rosaceae. The transcript has 5 exons. The record is from RefSeq and is a predicted model, not a curated record. Bases 199 to 768 code for a protein of 189 amino acids.
CAAAAACAGACACAAAGCCCGCCCUUCAAUUCUUCCCCAUACAAAAGCCCAAAUUCGAGUAACCCAAACUUUCCUAUCACCAUUUCUCCCACUUCUCCCUCGACAUUUCUCCAUCUCUCUCUGCCCGUUGUCAGCCUUCACGCCACCUCUACCAGGUAGAAAUUAAUCAUUGGUUGGAGAACCUAAGGGGAGGCAACUAUGUCGUUCAUAAAAGGAGAUUUACUUACGAGAACCAGAAAGCUGGUGAAGGGCCUGGCCAAGGCCGAGCCUGUUUGGCUCAAAGCCAUGGAAAAGGCACCGCCUGUAACGUUUCCUCGUGCAAAUGCAAUUCAGAAAAUCACUCUCCCAGAGGAUGUUUACAUAAAGAAGUUUUUCCAGAAGCAUCCAGAUUCCAAACAUGAAGAUGCCAUCAAGAUUUCUUCUUUUGAUCCUCCUCCAGCCCGUAUAUUUGGUUUGCGGGUACUUGAGUUGAAAGAGCAAGGUGUUGCUGAGGAAGAAGCAAUGGCAGUAGCUGAUAUGGAAUACCGGAUGGAGAGAAAAGAGAAGAAGAAGGCAUAUUCCCGCUUGAAGAAAAUUGCACGCCUUCAAGGGAAGAGGCCUCCUCCAAACCCAUAUCCCAGCGCUAUCAAGGAAAUACAAGCUGAGGAGAAGAAGUAUGUUCGCGACCGUUUUUACAAUCCCAAAAUUAUUCAACUUGUAAGGCAAUUGCAAGAGGACAAGGCAGCUGAAGCGCAGGAGAGAUUCAGAGCAGGAGGAGGUUCCUGGUAACUUAAAGUGCCGUAUUUUGAUAAUAAUUUUGGAGAAGAACCAUAUCAUUGGAGAAGAACCAUCUAAUUGGGACGCCAAGGUGACUGUUUUCCAACUAAAUCACGUUAUGUCAUCUGAGCAAGUUAAAACACAUGACGUCGGGUAAUGGGCUUGACAUACACCACCACCUUGGCGUCUUGGUUCGACUCUCAUGGUUAAUGGAUAGAUACGACAGAUAGAAUCCAGCUACUGAAUGUGUUUUGUAUGCGUUCCAUUAAUGUGUGAAGAUUGUGCAUCAGCAUGUCUUAUCAUUUCAUAAGCUGAUUCACCGUCAGAAGCUAGUGCUUUUUUACCAGUGAUGAUAUUAAAGUCAAAGUGUAGUUCGAUGUUGUCA